Molecule: messenger RNA, 5184 nt
Organism: Phodopus roborovskii (desert hamster)
Lineage: Eukaryota; Metazoa; Chordata; Mammalia; Rodentia; Cricetidae
Gene: Pxn
Product: paxillin
Exons: 15
Coding region: 135-3401 (1088 amino acids)
Biological process (GO): substrate adhesion-dependent cell spreading; transforming growth factor beta receptor signaling pathway; endothelial cell migration
Source: RefSeq, a predicted model, not a curated record
GCGGCUUCCGUUCCGUUCGGGGCCGGGGCCGGGGCCGGGGCUGGAGGCGGAAAAGUUGCGCGGCGGCGAGGAGCAGCCCCGGGACGGUCAGCGAGGGCGACAGCAGCCGGGCGGCGGCGUCUGCGGACCCCGCCAUGGACGACCUCGACGCCCUGCUGGCGGACUUGGAAUCGACCACCUCCCAUAUCUCCAAAAGGCCGGUGUUCUUGUCAGAGGAGCCUCCCUACUCCUACCCAACCGGAACCCGUACCUACCAGGAGAUUUCAGUGCCGCCUCCUGUCCCGCCACCCCCGUCCAGCGAGGCCCUCAAUGGCACAAUCCUUGACCCCUUAGAUCAGGGGCAGCCUAGUGGUUCCCGAUACGCUCACCAGCAGCCUCCGUCCCCAUCGCCUGUGUACAGCUCCAGUGCUAAGACUUCCGGUGCCUCUAACCCCCAGGACGGCGCUCUCUAUUCCCGAGCAGGCGAGGAAGAGCACGUCUACAGCUUCCCCAACAAGCAGAAGUCCGCGGAGCCCUCGCCAACGGUGAUGAGCUCCUCCCUGGGCAGCAACCUCUCGGAACUUGACCGUCUGUUACUAGAGCUCAAUGCCGUACAGCACAACCCUUCAGGCUUCCCUGCAGAUGAUGCCAACUCAAGCCCCCCACUACCUGGAGCCUUGAGCCCCCUUUAUGGCGUCCCAGAGAGUAACAGUUCUCUGGGAGGAAAAGCAGGGCCCCUGAUGAAGGAGAAGCCAAAGCGGAAUGGUGCCCGGGGCCUGGAGGAUGUGCGGCCCAGCGUGGAGAGCCUCCUGGACGAACUGGAGAGUUCUGUGCCCAGCCCUGUCCCGGCCAUCACUGUGAACCAGGGUGAGAUGAGCAGCUCACAGCGAGUCACCUCCAGCCAGCAGCAGACACGCAUCUCGGCCUCCUCUGCCACCAGGGAGCUGGACGAGCUCAUGGCUUCACUGUCGGAUUUUAAGACUAGCUCUCCUGCCGUAGCACUGAGCUCCCAGGGGCUGCUGCCCAGCUCGACUCCAUCCCCACCCCGCACCCUUCCUCACCCUCCUCCUCCCCCCACUAAACCCGCCCCUGGAGGCCACACCCCAGAAGUCCUCCAUAGGGAAGGAAAUAGUCAGGUCCUUCUACCUUCUGUGGCUCCCAGAAGGCUUGCUUUGAUCAGUCUUGAGGGGAUGUCUGGCACUCCGAACUCACAGUGUCCCUCAGGGGAGGAUUCUCAGCUGUCAUUUGGUGCUGAGAGCCAGGCUCAAGUUAGGAAUGACCUCACAGACUCCAUGAGUGAGCCUUUUCUUCGGACUCCAGUCUGCUACACCCCACACCCUGCUGUGAGCAUAGGAUCACAGGGGCCGCUGGCCAACCAUGCCUGUUCAGAGGAGACAGUGGCUCCCAUUUGGAGAUGGCCACAGGCUAUGCCAGCAUCCAGGCCUGAGAUUCCCCAUGGAGUGGCUUACAGCUUCCAGGGAGGGAUUGAGCCAGCAGCUGUGGCAGUGGAUCGGCAGGCUGUCCUCCCAGACACCUGGAGCCUCACCAAGGAAUGUGGCCAGCGGGAGCAAGCACAGUCAGAAGCCAGGGGCCUGGAAAGUGGUUGCCCUACCCUAGCUAACAAGGAACAGUUAGGUGGAAAGAUUCCCUGGAGAGGGAGCCUGGGGGGACCAACCCAGGCACUUGAGAACCCAGGGAACCCAGAAGGUGCCACUCAAGCCGCCCUGGAGGCCAGGAAGGAAGAGCCGGAGCUUCCUCAUGCCGGGGACGUGGGCACACCCAGCACCUCAGAGAGGAUUUCCACGGCAGGCCAGAUCCGCUCUGUGAUCAGGAGGAGCCGGGAGACGGGCCACGUCCAUCCUAUGUCCCGGGAACCCUCCCCUCGCCGCCGGCUGGACCCUGCCACCCUGAGCAGGACCCCAUCCCAGGAGCGGCUCAUUGCAGAGCUGCAGGGCCGGCUGGGCAUCCAGCUGGAGGCAGAGGAGGUGGCGGGGGCCUCGGCCCAGGACUGGCUGACCGAAGGCGUUGUCAUCACUGUGCAGCCACGUGGGAGGCGGGCCAGGGGGCAGCUGGUAGAGAAGGUCAUCUACCCUCCUGACUCUCCCAUCCCCCUGAGAAGAACCCUCUCUGUUGUGGCUCCUUCUCCUCCUGGCCCUCUGCUCCAGCCUCACCCUGACACCCUGGCCAGCAGCUCUCCUCUCCGGCCCAGCCUGCCUACUCCCUCCUGUCCAGGGCCCUUGCCUGGUACCUGUGCUGCUUCUGGGGCUCAGAGUGCAGGGGGAAAGCCCCAGGAGGAGGACGGGCAAGGCCCUCCUGGCCUCCCUCCUGUUCCCCACACCGUGAGGUCUGUGGGCUGUCAGACCAACGAGGACCCGCUCUUCCUCCUCCCGAUGCAGGCAUGCCUCCCAGGGUCCCAGCACCUGCCCUACCCGUGCCCUGUGUCAUCCCUGAGCCACCUCAGCCCCAACACAGUAACAAUGCACGGCCUGGAGCAGAGAGCGGAUGGAGAGCGGCAGGGGGCAGCCGGCUGGCCCCCCAGCAGCAGGCAGAGCUGCCCCGAAGGGCAGGACGAGGGAGGGUUCAUGGCCCAGGGGAAAACUGGGAACAGCCCACCCCCUGGGGGACUCUCAAAGCCUGGGAGCCAGCUCGACAGCAUGCUGGGAAGCCUGCAGUCUGACCUGAACAAGCUGGGGGUCGCCACGGUGGCCAAAGGGGUCUGUGGGGCCUGCAAGAAGCCCAUCGCCGGGCAGGUUGUGACUGCCAUGGGGAAGACAUGGCACCCCGAGCACUUUGUCUGCACCCACUGCCAGGAAGAGAUCGGAUCCAGGAACUUCUUCGAGAGGGACGGACAGCCUUACUGUGAAAAGGAUUACCACAGCCUCUUCUCCCCACGCUGUUACUACUGUAACGGGCCCAUCCUGGAUAAAGUAGUGACAGCGCUUGACCGGACGUGGCACCCGGAACACUUCUUCUGUGCUCAGUGCGGAGCCUUCUUCGGUCCAGAAGGGUUCCAUGAGAAGGACGGCAAAGCCUACUGUCGGAAAGAUUAUUUCGACAUGUUUGCGCCCAAAUGUGGCGGCUGUGCCCGAGCCAUCCUGGAGAACUACAUUUCAGCCCUUAACACCCUCUGGCACCCAGAAUGCUUUGUGUGCAGGGAAUGCUUCACGCCUUUUGUCAAUGGUAGCUUCUUCGAGCACGAUGGGCAGCCGUACUGUGAGGUCCACUACCAUGAGCGGCGCGGCUCCCUGUGCUCUGGUUGCCAGAAGCCCAUUACCGGCCGCUGCAUCACCGCCAUGGCCAAGAAGUUCCACCCGGAGCACUUUGUCUGUGCCUUUUGCCUCAAGCAGCUCAACAAGGGCACCUUCAAGGAGCAGAAUGAUAAGCCCUACUGCCAGAGCUGCUUCCUGAAGCUCUUCUGCUAGGCCCCGCCCGUCACCCGCCCCUCCCCAGCCAGCGCCACCCACUGCUACUGUGACCCAAGGACCUCGCCCAGGGGUGACGGGCCAAUCCGACAGAAACUGGAAGCUUGUCCGUGGCAGGUUCUGGACAGGACUGUGGAGGUCCUGCCUGAUCCUCCCCGACACAGAGUUUCAGGGGCCUUCGCCCCCUUCUACAGCUCUCCUGGGCUCUGUGCUCUUCAUCCUCCCCAGAGGUGGAGGCUGGGGCCCAGACAUCCCUAAGUGUGUCCUCGUGAGCCAGCACCGCACCCCUGAGCCUCACCCACUGUCGCCUUUCAGUAUGGAGCCAGAGUGGACGGGCAGCGAGGGUCAGCCAGGGGCUCUUUUUAUCCUUAUUUCUCCCACCCUGAUUACCCUAGCAUACUGGGGACAGCGGGCCCCCUCGAGACAAUGCCAGCAUAAACUCACGCACAGGCCUCCAAAGGCCCUUUGGGUCCCACCGGCCAGUCUCCAGGGCCUGGGUGAUUGCCCAGGUUUGCCGAGAGAGGCUUCUCCAGCAAUAAUUUUUAUAUAGCCACAUCUCCGUCUCUGAGGAUGGUGUCGGGUAGGGAUGGUCACCCCUGCCUUGGCACUGUAAAGUUUUGAUAGAUUUCUACACUGAGGUCCCACUUCCCAUUGCUCCAGUUGCUUUUACAUCUCUCCACAAGAUAGAUGCUUUUGAAGAGAUGUAAAGAAGUCCCCUUUUGUACAUUGUCUCUGUCACUGUCCUGCCAGUGGCCGUGGCUUUGGUAUGGACUUUGCUUUAUACUGAGGGCUUGGGAUGGGGAAACAAUUUGUAUUUUCCUUUGUUUCUUAGCACAAGUGAGUUGAGACCCCGUCUGUAACUUCACAGCUCCCCAAGACUCUUUUAAACUGCUGUAAUUCCAAACCUCCCUUAUUGCCCAGGCCAACAGGCUCUUCAUUGAGAACUGGUCUAAGGGUCUCCAGCCCUUUUGGACCUGGAAUUUUGAGCCUCGUGUGUCCUGAUCCCAAGGGAGGCAAAGGGGAAGGUGUAUAUUUGGGGUCUGCUUCCUGCCUGAGUAAGCCAUCAGGAGCCAGCGUCUGCUCCUCAUGAACUUUCCGGCAACAAGGGGAAUCCACCGAACACUCUCAGCGCCUUAUCUGGGCUUCUCUGGGCUCUUUCUCCCGCCUUCUCAGGAAAGCUGGUGUCUGGCUCUGACCAGGAAGACCAUAAGGGUCUCAGGGCUCACUCGAUUCUACUGUGUGCAUUUGCUUCCACAAACUUCCUGGCGACUGGGACAGAGGUUGCUACCUCUCACAGAUGGGACCCAUGUUUGUGGGGCCUGGUGGUCCUGGGAAGAGUGUCCUAAGUUGGUGAAGGCAUCCUGGUGGGACUUGGAGCUAUGGGAGGCUCCACAGUUCCCAUUCCAAAGGAUGGAAGGGGAGAAGCCAGCCCUGGAACAGGCACAGCAGAAGGGUCCAGAGGCAGAGGACCCAGACAGUACGUCAGCUUCCCAAUAGAGGCCCAGUGUGAUGGGGUCCCAGACAAGGAUCCUCGGUCAGGGCUGGGCCAGCAGCGGCCCAGAUCCCCGAAGGUGAGCUUGGCGCCCCGGAGGCCUGCCAGCACUGCCAGCCGUUUACUGUGACUGCCCCAGACCCUUUCCAAGGAGACUCCGGGGCAUCUGGAAGGCCACUCUCUGGGUCAACGGAUGUGUGGUCAUUUGACCUUUUUCCUAUAAACUCCUAACCUGGCUUUUUCCACUUCAAUUCCUGUGAUUUAUGCCAAUAAAGUUUGCCAUUAUUUUCA